AUGACGCCGACCCGACCGUCGCGGAUAUCGUUGCUGGCCACACCCGCGCCUGUGCCCCUCGACGCGCAGAGGCACGUGUGCUACGCUGGAGCCGCGGCAACAGCACCUGCAACCGUCGUGGGCAACGCUGAGGAAGUGACCGAAGCGCGAGGCUCGUGCGCCGCACUCCAAGAUAGCGGAGAGGGCACACGUGACUUUGACUCACCAGUGGCAGCGCGCCAGCGGCAGCAGCUGGCAUUGAACGCUGAGGAGGCGUGGAGGUGGUGUGCCUCUCGCCCUGCCUCGUCGGCGUCGUCAUCCUCGUCAUCGCCUGCGCAGGAAGAAGCGCAUCCAGGCCGCGUCGUCUACGAGGAUGGGCGAGGCGGUGGUGAGGAGGCAGCCGACGGAAGUUCCGAGUUGCGCCACGCCGGCGCAGACGGAGCGUCAGAUGACGCAGAGCCGUCGUCGCCUACGGCGCUCCACCGGCCGUCGCCACCGCAGCAGCACCAGCCAGAGGUGUCACCUCUACUGCCGUCGCUGACGCCGGUGGCGACGUCGUGCGCGCAGCAGGCGAAGCCGCCGUCCACUGCCGCGUCACCAGGCCUGGAGAGCGACACACCGCCACCGCAAGUGGUCAGCCAAGGAGAAGGCACAGAUCCAGCCAAGCGGCUGUGCACCGCCGUCGCUGCUGCCUCUGGAAGAGCGACCCCGGUCGCAUCUUCGCCUUCGCCGUCGCCGGGGAUGUGGGUGCCCUGCGCGCACAGCGACCCGCCGGCGCGGUACCGCGACAUCCCCGGGUACUACUGCACCUACUGCUCCUACACUGUUUGCGUGGACUGCUUCCCUCUCACAAAGUUGCGGGAGCAGUCGCGUGUCACGAAAACCGCCGCGCCGUCCCCCGCCCCCUCGCCGGCUGCAUCCGCGUCAUCUGUGGCGGGAGAGAUGGACUGGCUGGAUGCCGUGAUCGCCUCCCCUAUGACCGCCGUGCGCAGUGGUGGGGCUGUGAACGGCGCGCACCAGGUCCAUGCCACCGCCGCCGCCUACGCAGGGGAGAGCGCUGGGGGCGGCGACAGUCACACGUCUCGGCAACGGCACCUGAAGGAGGAUACCUCGUUCUGUGGCGCACCGCUGACCGCGACAUCAUCGACGGUGGCGACGCCCCUCCGCUGUCACCUCUGCCGGCGCGGCGACCUCGUGCGUGAAGAGGCGCUCCUGCAUGAGUGGUGCUGUGAGGGCCCGGCGCCGGCGGCGCGGCGGCACAGCGGCGGCAGUCUCGUCUACGACACAGCGAAUCUGCACAAGUACCACUUCAUGCGGGCACAGCGAGAGAAGCGGCGGUCAUCGACGGAGCCGCUGCUCGCUCAAGUCCUCGCAGUCUUCCCAGCCACGUUGGGCGGGGCGGACGCCCGCGCAGACGGGUCGGCCCCACGCGUCACGCAGAGCCCCCUGAAAAACUGCCGCCGCCGCCACGGCGAUGCGUCGAGCGGCAAGAGCGCCGUUCGCGGGCGGGACCCGCUGCCGUCCGCGUCGUCCGUGCAUGGGCGGCGGCUGACGCUGUCACGGCUUGAUGCAGGAGCCAACGCAGCCGCCAGUCUGCGCGAUGGUGCAGCGCUGCCGCGCCUCGACCGCUGCGAGGAGGGCGGCAGCUACAUCUUCUCUGUAUGGAAUCCGCGGAUGGAGGUGCAGCUCGUGUGGUGCGCCGUGAAUCGCGAGGCUCGUGAAGGUGCACCCGCCUUUCACCAUCACCACGACCAGCACAGCAGCGCGGGCCACCGUGGCCGUGGCGUGCUGCCGCCCUCGGCCUCCGUCACGCCGCUCUUUAGGUGGCGCUGCCCACCCUCCUUGCCGGGGCUCCCGGCGCGGCCGUUCCGCGUGACGGUGCCCUACGGCCUGUACGCCUUCGCCAAGACGCACGCGCUGGCGCUGUACGAGGCGAGCGACAUCUUCAGAAAGGCCACCACGCAACUCACUGCCGCAGCGGGUGGCGGCGAUGGCGUACACCACGCGCAGCUGCACGCCCGGCAGCUGUCGUCCGUGAAGGUGGUGCCGGCAGCCACGCUGCGUGCGCUGCUUGUCGUACACGUGAUGCACCACGUCGCCACGACCCCAGUACCGCUGCGCCUGGGGCGUGCGCUGCGACCAUCGCUGCCGGACCCUGCAUUACAGCACCAGCACCUGAAGGAGCAGCGCCCGAUGCAGCAGGCCUCUUCUCCAAACGUAGCACACGGCGCCACGAUGCCACCGUCGGCGUCGCGCAAGCGGGCUCGGGUGGAUGGAGAUGGCGUGGAAGGGGGCGCGGAGGCCUCGGCUCUGCCGCCCACCGCUGACCUGCAGUGGCCCCAUGGUCUUGCCUCGCCGGAGCUGGCACUCUGCGUGGAUCACCUGCUGCACGGCCGCUCCGUCGCGGUGUACGGCAUCGGCUCGAAGUAUUACUUUCUUCACCACGUGGCGCAGAGCGCGGAGCUGAAGCACUUUCAUAUUGUCACGGUGGACGCUAGCCUCGGUCGCGGCGACGGUGACGUCGACAACGGCGAUCCGCACGGCGGUGGUCAGCGUGGGCGGCGCUCCGGUGGUGGCAGCGGCACGAGCGCAUCGGGUGGCGUUGCCGCCGCCCUUUCUGUUCUGCGUCAGCUGAUCAUCCUUGGCAGCACGCUCGUGAGGCGCGCUCACUCCACCGCGCGCAAGACGGAGCUGCAGCUGCGGGGGCGCGACGCCAUGCCGCCGCGGCGGCCAGCGCGCCAGCAGGAUGCGCAUGAACGUGAGCCGGAGAGGCCUGGUGCUGCCGCUGAAGCGGAUGCGUAUCCUGCAGCACGGGCGGCACUCGCCGGGGAAGAAGCCCGCUCGCCAGCCGUGGCGCGUGACGUCACGUCCGCCAUGCAGUGCGCGGUGACCGCGUCACGGACAGCGAUCACGCCUGUGGAUGUGGUGGACGUUGACGACGCCUGGAGCAGCAGCGACGACCAGUGUAAUGAGGAGCUUGUCGCUUCGGGCAAGUCGCGCGACCCGCUCCGUAGCGCUGAACGCGUCGCUGUCAUGCCGACUCGUGACACCGUGCACGAGGUGGGGCGGUCCCCGGCGGCGAGGUCGACGCUGGCAACAGUACCAGCAACGACGGGGCUGACGAGCACGCCGUCCUCGCAGCGCGGCACGCAGCUUGGCGGUCCGGGUGCGUCAUCGUCUGCGACGCCCUCGCUGCCACUGAUGUCUCCUGUGCCCGCCUUCUUCGAAGUGUUGCAGCGCACCGUCACCGGUUCGCUGGAGAACGACGGCGCCGCUGACGCCGCCCCGACUCGUGGCGCGUGCGUAGAGCUGCCCGAGUGCGCUGGCCAUCUCUACUCGCCGAGGCUGCCUCCUCUGCCCGUCACAGCCCCCUCGCAUCGAGGCGGCGUGGCGUCAGAGGUGACGUGGCGGGCCCCGGUCGUGCGCCUUGCUAGCGACGCCGUCCGUCAGCUGGUGCUGAAGUCUGUGCGGCGCGGCCAGGCGAGCCGCCGCUGUGUGCAGUGGGUGUCCUUGCCAUCCACGACGGCGUUGGCCGUGCUAGCCGAGCAGGCACCGUUCACGGCGACGCCAGGGCCAACUGCGCCUCCUCGUCUACACCUGUCGGAUGCCCAUCAGCUGCGUCCUGGCUGGUCACCGCCGGUGUUGCUCGUGCUGCACAACGUCGACUUGCUGGACACGGAGGAAGCGGGCCUCCUCCUGCAGUUAUGCGCCGAGUUCGCCCACCCCCGCCCACACCUGCAGCUGCUGGUCUCCUUCGACGACCCGCGAUGGCCUCUGACGCCGCUGGCCGGCGCCCUCACGCAGAUGGGCGUGUGCGCGGUACAGCUACGCAGUCUCCUGCUGCCGCGCGUGCAUGAGAUGCAGCACGUGAGCAGCCUACGCCUUCUCACGGACUCGGAGGCCAUGGCAGCCGGCGGUGCGGGUUCGCUGGGAUUGAAGGCGAUGGGGCAUGGCGCGUCGAGAGCUACUGGCGCUGGCGGCCUUGCAAGCGCCGGCAGCAUCAGCGGUGCUGGUGGCGGCUCGCACCUUCUGCAUGAUACGAUGCGUCGCGUGCUUUUCAGCUUGCCGCCAGCCUUCAGCGGCCUCCUGCGCAUCCUCAUCGACCUGCAGGAGGAGGUGGGCGAGGGCCAGAGAGUAUCCGUGUUCGUCGCGAAGGACAGGUUCGAGCAGCAUGGCAUCAUGGUGUCCCAGGGACGGCUGAAGGCGCUGCUGCAGGAGCUCACGUCGAACCGGAUCGCGCAGUACGACAUGGCCGAGCACGCGCUGACGGUGCUGCAGCCUCGAAAGCUGAGCAAGGUGCUGGAAGAGGUUGCGGCGCAGCGAGAUGGCGCCGCUGCCGCUGCAGCUGCGACGGUAUCUUCCGGGCCAUCCGCCUUUCGCGCCAGCUGA
This is a messenger RNA of Leishmania mexicana MHOM/GT/2001/U1103, 4368 nucleotides long. RefSeq lists its product as hypothetical. The transcript has a single exon. NCBI's taxonomy places the organism in Eukaryota, Euglenozoa, Kinetoplastea, Trypanosomatida, Trypanosomatidae. The record is from RefSeq and is a predicted model, not a curated record. Bases 1 to 4368 code for a protein of 1455 amino acids.